AUGAGACCCCCCAAGAAAUUCACUGCACCAAAAUUCAUGUCAUACGAUGGGAAAUCAGACCCACUAACACACAUUAGUCAUUAUCGGCAGAUGAUGUCCUUGUGGAGCCAAGACGAGGCACUGAUGUGCAAAAUCUUUCCAUCCAGCUUGGAAAAAUUCAGAAUUCGAUGGUUCAAUCAUCUUCCCGCCAGAUCGAUUUACUGCUGGAAGCAGCUCUCUGAAGAGUUCUUGGCCAGAUUCAUUUCCAGCACUAAGAUCCCAAAAGAGUCGGACACCUUGUUUGGUAUCCGAAAGGAAUAUGAGGAGACGUUGCGCAAUUAUGCUAGAAGGUAUUGGGAAGAGUAUAAUGAUUUGGAGAAAAAUGUUUGCAGUGACCAAAUGAUUGUAAUGUCUUUUAAACACGGUCUGUGUCCGGAAAGCAAGCUGAGACAAUCACUUACCAAGCCCCUAGCCACAGAACUGAAGGACUUGUGUGCCAGGAUUGAGCAAUACGCUCGCUUCGAAGAUGAUUAG
Molecule: messenger RNA, 513 nt
Organism: Camellia sinensis
Lineage: Eukaryota; Viridiplantae; Streptophyta; Magnoliopsida; Ericales; Theaceae
Source: RefSeq, a predicted model, not a curated record